Messenger RNA from Saxophila tyrrhenica, 2238 nucleotides. RefSeq lists its product as uncharacterized. The coding region runs from base 1 to 2238 and encodes 745 amino acids. Gene Ontology annotation, cellular component: transcription factor TFIIIC complex. The record is from RefSeq and is a predicted model, not a curated record. Lineage: Eukaryota; Fungi; Ascomycota; Dothideomycetes; Mycosphaerellales; Extremaceae. Gene Ontology annotation, biological process: transcription by RNA polymerase III. Gene Ontology annotation, molecular function: protein binding. The transcript has a single exon.
AUGGAACGCCGCUCAGCCCACAAGUCCACCCCUCGCAGAAGAUACACCGUCGACGCCUUCGAAGGCAUCGCCGAACUCGAAGAUGCCCGCUCAAGUUCCGAGGAGCCUGGUCUCGAGGAUGUCGACAUGGAAGAGGACUCGGCUGAAGACUUCUCCGCCGCCGCUCAACCGCCUUCCCCAUCAUCCGCUUCUUCCUCGGCAUCCGACGGCGGCGAAGGCGUCUCAGAGGACGGCAAUGACAUGGCCAGCGAUGCCGGAGAUCGACUGCUCGCCGACGACAUUUCCAUCGCUGACAUUGACGACGAGCCGCGCCCAUUCCGCGAAUCCAAUAUCCCGGCCACUCCAUCCAAAGUCCACAGCAACAAAGGCGUACGCCGGCGCACCCGCAUGCCGCAGUAUGCCACUCCCUCUGGGCCUGUAACUCAUACUCGCGGAACCUCCUCCGUGCUGAACAAGGCCAGCCAUAGCAACGAAGGGAGGCGGCGGAUCUUCUACGGUGGGGAGAUGGAGGAUGCGAAGCCGGCGUAUGCGGCGAGGGAGAAGUGGGGGAUGGAUGAGAGGGUGCUGCCGAAAAGGAGCGCGAUGGGUAGGAGUGGCUAUGUUGAUGAGGCGGGGAUGGGGAGGAGGGAGAAGGAGGAAGCGGGGUUGUGGGAGGGGUGCGGGGGCCUUGAGGCGUGUUUUGCUGGGCAGAGGUGGGAGGAGACUGGGGAGAGCAAGGGAAGAGAGUACUUGCGAGGUGAGAAAGCGGCUUUUCUGAUGGGCCCUUUCAUGGCUCCGCAGCGAUACGAGCUCUCGGUCGGUGGGAGUAUGCCGCUGCGAGAAGCUUGGAAGGAGGAUGCGGCUCGAAUGCAGAAGAGGCCAACGAACUACAAAAAUGGCUUCAUGCUCAAUGCUGGAGGUCGGGUCAACUGUCUGGCGUGGGCACCUCAUCAGCAUGGCCAGUACCAGUAUCUUGCUGUCUCGGUGUUGUCGGAGAGACCAACAACUCAGCCAUCAGACGAAGAAUCAGAGGCGCCAGCAUUCUCUUCUCAGACGCGGGCGAAGAGCAGCAUUCAGAUCUGGGCAUUCGGACGGCAGGAGAGCGGGACUGUGGAUACAGCAGCUGGUUGUCAUUUGACGGCUGUGCUAUGCACGGACUGGGGCGACAUCAAAGAGCUGAAGUUUUGUCCGAGCCCGACCGCCAACCCUCCGUCCUCCAAUGACACCGUCGACUUGGGUCUUCUCGUGGGCAUCUGGUCAGACGGCUCCAUCCGCGUCCUCCGCCUGAACAACGUUCCAUUGACCUCCACCACAGCCUACCUCCACAUUACCAACGCUGCCUUCUCUUCCCGUCCACCGGACACCGUGUGCACCUGUUUGUCCUGGCUAAGCAGCACCCGGAUAGCCGCAGGCUGCGCGAACGGCUUCGUCGCCAUCUGGUCCCUCCCUCACGCCACACAGCCCACCGCUUCCUCCAACGCUCGCCCCGAGAUCUACACCUCAAUCGCAACCACCUACAUCCUCUCCGUCACAUCUUGCUACCCUUCCCGCCCCAAUUUCAUCCUCACAUACUCCAUGUCCGGUCAACUGCAUUUAACCGACCUUUCUCGGCCUCCAGGAUCCCCGGCCUCGAAUGCCCCAGGACUCCGCACCCGCAUAGUCUACUCCAGACUAGCAUGGCACGAUCACCUUCAGAUCGCCGUACAUGUCGAAGAUAACAACUUCGUGCGUGGGUCGCCGAUCCGAAGAGUCUUCACGUCGACUGCGUUGGCGAGAGUCAAAGGCACGGCGACGGCUUUGGCGGUGAGCGCGUGUCAUCCGUACAUGCUGGUGGGGUCGGCAAGCGGGGCGGUGAGCGCUGUGAAUGCGGUGACGGGGGUGUGGGAGUCGAACAGCUUUGGUUUGCAGUUGGUCUGGUUUGCGCACGAGUGGCGGCCGGCGAGGGGGGAUGAGGUUGAUAGUGUAGGCGGGAAUGGUGAGGUGAUGGAUGGCGUGGAGGGCGGUGCUGCAGCGAGUCGGGGAAGGGUCGGCUCGAAUGGACUCUCCAGGAUUGCCGAGGGGUUCAAAAUCGAUCGCGAUGUGAUAUCGAAAGAAGGGCGUGUUGAGCAAGAGACGAAUGCCGGUCCGUUACCCAUGACGGUGUUUGAGGAGAAGAGCGCGGUGUCGGCUCUUGCGUGGAAUCCCAAUAUCGAAGCUGGAGGGUGGGCGGCCGCCGGUAUGGGCGACGGGCUAUUGAGGAUAGAAGACCUCGCAACUUGA